AUGGGCACAUCAAGAGGCAUUGUCAUGGGCUUUGACCUCUCUGCUCUCAUCACCCCUGUGGAAGGCCUUGACAUUCUCACCAAACCUUUUGAAAAAGGUGAAAUGGACAAGGUGGUUCAGCAUAUGCCUGUGGAUAAAGCUCCAGGUCCUGAUGGCUUUAAUGGCCUGUUUUUCAAAAAGUGCUGGCAUCUAAUUUCUCAGGACUUUUAUGAGCUAGCUCAGGAAUUCUAUGAGGGUGGUGCUAUCUUAGAUAACAUUAAUGAUUCCUUCAUUACUCUUGUACCUAAAAAGCUUGCACCUGAAGAGUGCCACCAAUCUAGGAGGCCAAUUGUAAUCCUUAAAUUAGAUUUUGAAAAGGCUUUUGAUUCUCUGGAAGAUGAGGCUCUUUUUCAGAUUCUUAGGCAUAAAGGUUUUAAUGAGAAAUGGAUUCUCUGGAUGAAGCAGCUGCUGGGUACUGGUACUUCCUCAGUUCUUCUUAAUGGUGUCCCUGGGAGAAAAUUUGUUUGUAAAAAGGGGGUCAGGCAGGGUGAUCCUGUCUCUCCACUUCUCUUUGUUAUUGCUGCUGAUCUGUUGCAAUCUGUUAUCAAUGACAUGUUCAGAAGAGUAAUUCUCCAUCUGCCUAUCCCUUGUCAUGACCUGGAUUACCCUGUGAUCCAAUAUGCAGAUGAUACUUUAAUCAUCUUACCUGCUGAUAGGAUUCAGCUCCUGGCCUUGAAAGAUAUGCUUCAAGUGUUUGCUCAGUCCGCUGGCCUUGAUGUCAACUACCACAAAUCUUUCCUCAUCCCCAUAAAUGUUGAUCCUAUUGUCAUGAAUGAUCUUGCUGCUGCUUUUGGUUGCCAGAUAGGAAAGAUGCCUUUCACUUAUCUUGGGCUGCCACUAGGAACCACAAUGCCCAAAAUGGUGGACAUUAUGCCUUUGGUGGACUAUAACUGGAAUAUUGGUGAUGAGGUCUCUCUUCUUCAAUCAACAUUUCCUAGGUUAUUUUCUUAUGUUAAGGACCCAUGGAUUACAUUCAAGGAGUUCUUCAGUUCUCAGGAUAUUGUACAGCAUUUUCAUCUCCCACUGUCUGCUCAGGCUUUUGGAGAAUUGGGCAUGAUUCAAUCUAUGAUGGAUUCUCAUAGCAGAGUAUCUGGCUCUAAGGAUGUGUGGUUUUGGCAGAACUCUUCCAAGCAGUCUAGACCCAAGAUGUUUUACACCAACACAUUCCAAUCUGAAACCUUUAACCCUCUGCUCUGUUGGAUAUGGAAAUCAUCAUGUACUCUCAAGAUUAAGGUGUUUGCUUGGAUGCUCUUCAUGGAUAGGCUGAAUACAAAGGAUAUGGUGGAAACAAGGCAUUGGCACAUGGAGGAUGGUGUGCAUUGUAGACUCUGCCCCCUGCAGGUUCGAGAGACCAGGGAUCAUCUCUUCUUCAACUGCAAUUUCAGUGUUCGUGUCUGGAACUACCUGCAAAUUGAUUGGCCUGCAGGGAACUCUAUGUCUGAUGUGGCUAUUCAGGCUAGGAAUGAUUUUGACAAGCCUUUUUCUUUGAAAUGGCGUUCACUGCAUGUUGGAACAUUUGGAUCAUUCGAAAUGCCAAGGUUUUCAGAAAUGAGAGGGCCAGAUUUUAUAAAUGGUGUGCUGCUUUUAGGCAUGAUAUCUCCUUGUUGCAAUAUAGGAUUAAAUCUGCCUACAAGGAUGACCUUCUCAAGUGGAUCUCUUUCCUUCCCCCUUAAGGCUUAG
Molecule: messenger RNA, 1719 nt
Organism: Aegilops tauschii subsp. strangulata
Lineage: Eukaryota; Viridiplantae; Streptophyta; Magnoliopsida; Poales; Poaceae
Source: RefSeq, a predicted model, not a curated record